AUGUCUCGAACCGAGGCAACUUUCCUGCGCUUCACUUUCAGCUUCGAACUUGCCCAGAUGCCCAGCCUCUGGUCGCUGACGGUUGCCAUCGCAACAUGGGGCCGCUACUUGGAUCCUUGUGAUGCGCAAGGCUACGACUCUCUUCUCCUCAUCACAACCCUUACCAACAUGGCCACCGCAGCUACCUCGUUCCACCUAUUCCUUUAG
Molecule: messenger RNA, 207 nt
Organism: Diaporthe citri
Lineage: Eukaryota; Fungi; Ascomycota; Sordariomycetes; Diaporthales; Diaporthaceae
Exons: 3
Coding region: 1-207 (68 amino acids)
Source: RefSeq, a predicted model, not a curated record